Messenger RNA from Engraulis encrasicolus (European anchovy), 2329 nucleotides. It is a transcript of the gene gtf2a1l, whose product is annotated as general transcription factor IIA, 1-like. NCBI's taxonomy places the organism in Eukaryota, Metazoa, Chordata, Actinopteri, Clupeiformes, Engraulidae. The transcript has 11 exons. Gene Ontology annotation, biological process: transcription by RNA polymerase II; transcription initiation at RNA polymerase II promoter. Bases 301 to 1896 code for a protein of 531 amino acids. The record is from RefSeq and is a predicted model, not a curated record. Gene Ontology annotation, cellular component: transcription factor TFIIA complex.
CUGUGUAAGGUCAACGGAAUGUCUUCAUGAACAGGUGCAACGCUAAUGGCGAAGGGCUAAUUGGUACUAGCCAGCCAGCUGUCAGUGAUCAGGGCUUGAUUAGUAUAGUAUUAGCCAACAGCGUUCAAAGAACAAGGCGGAUAAUGCAGUCAAGGGCAAAUUCAUUGCUUCUCUUUUCAGUGUAAACUGUAUCUCUCUGUUAUCGACGAUGUCAUCGAAAAUGUCCGAGAGCUGUUUCUUGACGAAGGAGUGGAUGAGGGCGUCCUCACUGAACUUCAUCAGUUGUGGGUGACAAAGGUCAUGCAGUCUAAAGCGGUGGAGGGCUUCCGGAAGGAUGCGAUCAACCCUUCAAACUUUUCCCUUCAUCUGCCAGCCAGCUACACACAGGCCCUCCAAAAACAAGCUGGAGCCUCUAUCAUCCUCCCACCUGGCCAAAGUGUGCAGAGCUUUACAGCAAAGACGAGUGGAGGUGGUGCGGUGACUACUUUUUCUCUCCCGCCUGGAGUCACGUAUCCAGUUCACAUCCCAGCAGGAGUCACACUUCAGACCGCCUCAGGCCACUUCUACAAAGUGAAUGUACCGGUGGUGGUGACCCAGGCCCCCAGAGCCAACCGCGUGGUCAAUCAGGCUUCCGCUGUGCAGAAAGCAGCCGCCCCGCCAGCGACUCCCAGGCCACAGCCAGCCUCCACCCAGCCUCCACCCACUGCCCCUGCCCCUGCCACCCAGCCAUCCCCCAGGCAGCUCGCACCAACUGGCCAGGACACUGCUCCUGCCUCAGCUGCCCCAGCCAGCAGCGCUGAUGCCCAGUCUGGGCAGAGGAGUGCCCAGACGGACCAGCAGCAGGCCCCUGAGACCGCAGCACCCCCGGUGACGCCACCAGUGUCUCAGACUAUCCCUGCUGAUGUCCCCGCGCCAGUGGGUGCAGCAGUGGUGGCUCAGAAGAACACCAUUGUUGUUGAUCCAGCACCAGUGUCCCAGGACCACUCCACUUCCAAUGAGGUCCCAACAGCGGCACUAGCCUCUCGGGGCCUCUUGGCUGGGGCUGGGGCUGGGGCUGGUGCUGGUGCUGAUGGACCUCAACCGUCUCCGAUGCCCGUGGCGGAGAGCCCAGGGGACUUCAAUCUGGACGGCAUUGACUUCAGCCCUCAGGUUGGCCAGGAAAGCCCCCUGAACCUGUGCAUACAGACGCCCCAGAACAUGGAGGUGAAGCAGGAGCAGGGGCCGCUCUCCAGCUGUCCCAUGAGCGGGGACUCCAUUGACCUUACCUCACCUCGCACCUCCGACUCAUCUAAGCUGAAGGAGGAAGCCAAGGAGGAAGCUUCCGAUGCGUUUCCUGUUUCCUGCGAUGGCUCCGCCUUUAGCAGCUUGGGCAACCAAUUGGAUGAAGCGAUAAGGAUGGAGCUGAUGAAGGACUUCAACUUCUGCGGGCUGGAGGACCUGGUGCAGCUGGACGGGGCGUGCGACGGCAGCUCUGACGAGGAGGAAGAGGAUGGUGAUGAUCGUCACGAGGAAGAGAAGACGAAGAUGGAGCUAGAGAUGGAGAUGGAGAUGGAUGAGGUCCCGAUGGGUGAGAACGACUUCCUGAGCCUGAUCAGUGCCGAGGCCCUGGACGUGCUGAAGGAAGCUGGCAGCAGCGACGACGAGGGCAACGCCAGCAGCGCCAGCAGCGACACCGAGCAGCCCGUCAUCAUAGAGGAGGACCCUCUAAACUCAGGAGACGAUGUGAGUGACCAGGAUGUCCCAGACCUGUUUGACACAGAGAAUGUGGUGGUGUGCCUUUACGAAAAGAUUCAUCGCAGUAAGAACAACUGGAAGUUCACCCUGAGGGAUGGCGUGAUGACGUAUGGGGGGAAGGAUUAUGUUUUCUCCCGGGCCAUCGGGGAGGCGGAGUGGUGAGGUCGGCGGUUUCUACGGCAGAAAACGUAAAAGUCACGUAAUGUGUCUGGAUAUCAGAAACAGGAGGAACAUUUCACUGACUAUGUUUCAAAAGAUUUCUGUUGUCUUGUAAAUGGGCAUAAUAUUUCCUUUUCAUGUUUUGAUUUCAUUUAGAGUUAUUCAUUUAUUUUACUUAUUUAUUGGUCUGUUUGAGUUUGUUUUUGUUGAUUUAGUAAUAUCAUUCAGCUGUCUCGAGUUUAUUGCGCAUUGACUGUGACUGAAACUCAAACGCAUUGUUUAAUUUUUUGAAAGCUGAUCUGACUGAGAUUGAGUGUUUUGUUUAUUUAUUUAAAUAUAUUUAUUUGAGCUGUACAGUACAUACGCUUACAUGUGAUUGACAUGUAAUUGGGAAACAAGUUCUUCAGUUCAGUAAAGAAAAAUGCAUCGAAACUGC